Zeugodacus cucurbitae (melon fly) is the source of this 1902-nucleotide messenger RNA. Its product is annotated as tigger transposable element-derived protein 6-like. The coding region runs from base 284 to 1756 and encodes 490 amino acids. NCBI's taxonomy places the organism in Eukaryota, Metazoa, Arthropoda, Insecta, Diptera, Tephritidae. Gene Ontology annotation, molecular function: DNA binding. Gene Ontology annotation, cellular component: nucleus. The transcript is spliced from 2 exons. The record is from RefSeq and is a predicted model, not a curated record.
AGAUAUCGGUUAUAUGACGAACCGCUUGUAUGCAAAUUUUGGUUAUAUGCAAAAUUUUCAUAUUUCAACGCAUUAUAGAACGUUUUAUUAUAUGAAUUUGGUUGUUUGAAUGCAAAUCGUUUAUAAGCAAAUAUCGCAUUUAUGCAAAAAAAUUUCAGCAAAAUUGAAUCGUUACGUACAAAUUUUAAUCUGUUUUAAGCAAAUUUUCCAACACUGAAACACUAAAUUUAUUCUAUCGAUUUAUCGAUUGUCAAACAUAUGAUUUUGUGUUACACUUGUUACAAUGUCGCGUCGUGUUGUGUUAACAGCGAAACAAAAAAUUGCGGUUUUAAACGAUUUAAAGACUUCCAAAGACCGAAAAACCAUUGCUGCUAAAUAUAAAGUUAGCUUAAGCACUAUAUCGCGCAUUCAAAUCCAAGAGAACAAAAUCCGCGCCAUAACAAAUCCCAAUAGGAAACGGGAUAGGAAAGGCGCACACGUGAAUUUGGACAGAACCUUGUUGUCCUGGUUUAACCAAAUCCGGUCCCAAAAUGGAAUUGUUACCGGACCUGUCUUGCUUUCUAAAGCACAGGAAUUUGCGUUAAAAUUAAACGAAAGUUAUGUGCCAGACCGUAGUUGGUUGCAGCGUUGGUGCGGGCGAAAUGCCCUUAACUUCUCCAAGAUUUACGGAGAAGCUGGCGAAAAUAACGCAACAAGUGCAGAAGUUUUCACUACUAACCGUUUGCCUCAUAUUAUUGAAAAAUUUUCGCCGGAUUGUAUAUUUAAUGCCGAUGAAACCGGGCUGUACUACAAGGCGUUGCCAAAUGGAAGUUACAAAGGCAAGUAUGAGAAUCCAAAGGGAUUCAAAACUCAAAAGCAACGCCUCACAUUUCUGUUUCUAUGCAAUGCAACCGGCACGUAUAAACGUGCAUAUUGCAAUGGAAAGUCGGCUAAACCACGGUCUUUUAAAGGAAAACAGCUACCGCUGCCAUAUUAUAAUAAUAGAAGUGCUUGGAUGACGAGUGUUAUUUGGAAAAAGAUUCUAAUAGAUCUCAAUCAAAAUCUUGAAAAAGAUAACAAGCAGAUAUGUUUGAUUGUUGAUAAUGCUCCUUGCCACAAUACAGAUGAGAAAUUCUCAAACAUUACGAUUGAAUUUUUGCCACCAAAUACAACUGCCCUUAUACAGCCACUUGAUCAAGGUAUCAUCCACUCCUUUAAAAUGGAAUAUCGACAAAUACUAAUAAAAAAACAAAUUUGUGCGUUGGAGAAGGGCUUAUCUAUAGUUGAAUUCCUGAAAUCGCUCACUAUUUUGGAUGGUAUCAAUUAUGCAAAUCGCGCUUGGAACCUUGUUAAGCAGCAAACAAUUAGUAAUUGUUUCAAAAAGGCAGGCAUUGACAACAUUCAAUUCAUUACAGAUGAGAUUGCAGCCACAGAAGGCGAAAACUAUGAAUGGUGCACACUCGAUAAUGAAUACAUUCAAUGCGAUAAUGAACUUGUCUGCUUUGGAACCAUGUCGGACGAGGAUAUUGUUGCGGACGUAUUGGCCGUCAAUCAAAAUUCUACUGAAGAUGAGGAAGUGUUCGCGCAAUCUGAGGCUUGUAUUAAACACCCCUCAACGAAAAAUGCCUUGCUAAGCUUAGAUUCGCUGCGUGACUAUUUUUGUCAUAACAAUAUAGAUCCCUUAGAGGCUUUUGAAGAUAUUGAAAAUUUAAUCCUAGAGAGUUCUGAAAAACAGAAAUGCCAGAAGAAAAUAACAGAUUUUUUAAGUAAAUCUUAACAAUUUUCAAAUUAAAUGAAUUGACUGAAGUGAAAUAUAAUUUUUAUUAAAACUGAAUAAGUUUAUAUAUUCUAUUUCUUGUGUGCUAUUUUUUGUUUACAUCGAAUUGAUUGUGUAUAUGCAUAUAUUUUGCAUAUAAGCGAAUA